Messenger RNA from Sphaerodactylus townsendi, 3167 nucleotides. RefSeq names its product ankyrin repeat and sterile alpha motif domain containing 3 (gene ANKS3). Gene Ontology annotation, cellular component: cilium. Bases 122 to 2095 code for a protein of 657 amino acids. NCBI's taxonomy places the organism in Eukaryota, Metazoa, Chordata, Lepidosauria, Squamata, Sphaerodactylidae. The transcript is spliced from 17 exons. The record is from RefSeq and is a predicted model, not a curated record. Gene Ontology annotation, molecular function: protein binding.
UCUGAUUGAGAGAAGGUCCGUGGGACGUUCCUUUUGCCGGGCUCUCGGUACUAGGCCUUGGCAUUAUGGGUACUUACCCUUUAGUUGGAGUCUUCUUAGAGGCGGAGAGAUCCGGGCUGAGAUGGCCAAUAUGUCAGAACUGAGUGACGAAGCUAGCGAGUCGGAGCUGCUGGACUGCAGCUUGUCCAUGUGGCAUGGGCUGGGUCAGGGUCACCAAGAACUGGAUAUCCCGCUGGAUCUUCACACAGCUGCCUCUAUCGGCCAGCAUGAAGUGGUACAGGCCUGCAUUCAGUGUGGGAGCCUGGACCUGAAUCAGAGGAACUGCGGAGGCUGGACUGCUCUGAUGUAUGCCUCUUACAUCGGCCACAAUGCCAUUGUGCAGAUGCUACUGGAGGCUGGUGCGAACGUGAACAUGCCGACCCCGGAAGGACAGACUCCACUCAUGCUGGCUUCUAGUUGUGGAAAUGAGAGUGUUGCUUACUUGCUUCUUCAGCGAGGCGCCAAGUUGGAGAUGAAGGACAUCCACGGCUGGACUGCCCUCUUUCACUGCACCAGCGCUGGCCAUCAGCAAAUGGUCAAGUUCUUACUGGACAAUGGAGCCAAUGCCAACUGCAGGGAGCCCCUCUGUGGAUACACACCCCUGAUGGAAGCGGCAGCUUCGGGCCAUGAGAUCAUUGUCCAGUAUCUUCUCACUCAUGGUGUGAGAGUGGAUGUGCGAGACAAUACGGGGGCCAUAGCACGGACCUUGGCCAUGCAGUAUGGAUACACCAAGAUUGUCGGGCUGAUCGAUCUGCACAUGGCCCCUGUUCCCAAGGUCCUUUGCAGGGGCCCAGGAAAAUACGAAGAUCUGAGCUCCUCAGACGAAUCCUACUCUACCCCGCAGAGGCAGAGGCCUGUGCGCAAGUCCAAGGGCCCCAGUAUCCAUGAAGGGCCCCAUGCUUUGGCCAAGAUUACGGCACUCAGGAUUGGAGGGAGGAGCCAAUCAUAUUAUGAGCAGGUCCCUCCAGAAGGCUACAUGAUCUUCAAUGAUGAAGGGAGCGGUUCUGAAGGAGGAGAUCUCCGGUACAGAGACGUCACCUCACCCAUCAACGACCAUGACGUGGAAAGCAGCAGCAGCCGAGAAGAGAAUUCUUCCUUCACCAAUAACGUGGGCAUCAUCCAGACCACAACCAGCAGCAGCUGUGAAAGUUUACCCAAAGCCGCUGGGAUUGGCAGCGAAGGCUCAGUGGAGAGCAAUGAGGAUUCUGACCACGCCCCCAAACUCUCCCAGCAGAAGCACGCCAAGAGCUGCGUGAGGACCAAGAACCACAGCGGUGACAGCCGCUGGUCAAACAGGUCCAGGGCCUCCAAUCAGCACUGCAUGCCCCCAAAGCCAGAGGCUCCGUCUUAUACGGGACCCCAGGAUCUCGCCACCUUCUUGGAGCAGAUUGGCUGCCUGAAAUACCUGCAGGUGUUCGAGGAGCAGGACGUCGACCUUCGCAUUUUCCUGACUUUAACCGAGAGUGACUUGAAGGAGAUCGGCAUCACUCUCUUUGGACCGAAGAGGAAGAUGACCUCCGCCAUCGCCCGAUGGCACAGCAGCGCACGACCUCCAAGCGAUGCCCUGGAGCUGGCCUACGCGGAUCGCCUGGAGGCAGAAAUGCAGGAGCUUGCCAUUCAGCUGCACAAGAGGUGCGACGAGGCCGAAGCGCUGAAGGGCCAGGUGUCCCAGGAGCAGGAGCUGCGUGCCGUGGUCGAGAGCUGCCUGAUGGAGCGGGAUGUGGCCUGGAGUGAGGCCCAGACAAAGCUGCGGGAGGUGCAGGUCACAGCCCAAGACGCAGGGGCCCUGCUGGAGCAGCUGCGGGCCUGCCAGACAGAACUGUCCUCUCGGCUGGCUCAAGAACAUGCGGCUGGUCGGCUGUCAGAGAUUAGUGCCCCGGUGGGAGCUGGUGCUGCAGAAUGGCCCUCCACCUUGAAAGUUCUGAGCCUGCCUGAGCUGUCAAAUCUUCUGGUGAAAUGUGUGGGAGAAAUGGGGAAAGCCCUUCAUUCUGUCAACCAAAAUCUCGAGAGACUCCAGAGUCCACAGAAGGGCAAGGCACCCCGGAAGCAACCCUAGCAGCAGACGAAGGGGUUCUGACGUCGGGUGACUCUUCCACCCGGAAGCUGUGUUUACCUGAGAGAGUGAGCUCGAGAGCCGCUUGGCCGCCUGCCUGGAGAGCUGUCAGUACCCGUCCGAGGGCAAGGAGGCAAGUUGUCACACAAGAGGGCUGUCCAGCCUGCUGGAUGAAGCAGGGGAAUGUCAGAGUCACAGCCGUAAGCCAGAAGAGCUGUGAGUGUGCCCCUUCGAAGCCAGAGGCUCUGAGUGGUGAGAAGUUUGGCAUUUCUUAGGAGCCCGAUAACUGCCCAUUUUGGCAUACGUGGGUUCUCGUUUUUCUCUACCCCCUUCACUGUAUGCACCUGCAAGGAACCAUGGGAGCAUGAAGCUGGCGAACUUUCCCUGGUCCCACCCUAUUGGGUUAUGGUUUAAAGCACUAAAGAGGAGGUGGCACAAGAAUGGAAGGAGCACACACAGAGACACUCAGUUCUGUCCUCGACUCUGAAUUAGUUCUUCAGAGUCAUUUGGUGUUUUGAAGUGGUAGGUCUCCUGCAGUGACCACGAGGUCUCUCCUUAUCAACUUGGGACUUCUCCCCCACAACCCCAGCCACUGGUGCCCCCCGUGGUCACAAACCAGAACUACAUCUCUUCCUGCUGACUGGCCUCGGAAUGUCCAUCACAGUCCUCCACAGCACUGGGAACGCUGCCCAUUAUCUGCAGUGAUUUGUUCUGGUUUAACGCAAUCUUGGGAGCUGCAGCAAGUGCAGGGAGGGGGGACAAAGCCUGUGCUUUUGCGAGAGGCAGUCAGUUUGGUUGAUGUGAACUUGCGGGGGUGGGGAUGGGGGUAUUUCUCGCCAGUUCAGUAGCAUCUACCAACCCUGGUGCCUCAGAGAAAAGGGCUUCCAAAGAUCAGAUAGAUACAGUGAAUGGCAAGCCCUGAGGAAUUGAAUGGGCUGUGCCUUUGUCCUCCACAAAGCCAAAAAAGUCUUCCAAAACCCAUAACCUCAACUGUUUUCAGCACACACUUGUGACUAGUUGUGGUGGGUUUUCCUGGCUGUGGGGCUGUGGUCUGGUGGAACUUGUUCCUAACGUU